Molecule: messenger RNA, 1410 nt
Organism: Parnassius apollo (apollo)
Lineage: Eukaryota; Metazoa; Arthropoda; Insecta; Lepidoptera; Papilionidae
Source: the annotation of a GenBank genome assembly
AUGCACGCGCACCGCCGCGGCCCGCAUAAUAGUAAGAUAAUGGCGUAUCCGGAUGGAAAAGAAAACACUUACGAAUCUAUAGCAAGACACUAUGCUGGUAAAUCAGUUUUCAUCACCGGUGGUACAGGAUUUUUGGGAAAGGUUUUUGUCGAAAAGUUAUUAUACAGCUGUCCAAAAAUUGACAAAAUUUUUCUAUUGAUACGAGACAAAAACAAAACGGACGCUAAUGAAAGAAUUAAGCAGUUAUUGCGCCUACCGUUGUUUGAUAGACUUAGAAAAGAAAGAAGGGAAGAUCUUGAAAAGGUUGUGCCUUUAUCUGGAGAUAUAGCACAGCCUAACCUUGGUAUAAGCCAUGAAGACGAACAAAUGUUAAUAGAAAAGGUAUCCCACGUAUUUCAUUUUGCGGCAAACGUCAAAUUUGAUGAAACAUUGAAAGUGGCUAUGAAUGUAAACGUGGAAGGAACAAGGAGUGUGUUAAAUUUGUGUCAGCGCUUGAAAAAUAUCGAAGUUUUCGUGUACGUAUCUACGGCUUAUUCUAACACAGAUAAACAAGUUCUGGAAGAAAUUAUAUACCCACCUCCUGCUUCAAUUGACGAUGUAUACGGAAUUCUACAACAGGAAGUAAUCAAUGAAGAUCAAGUAAAAAAACUUCUUUGUGGCAGACCUAAUACUUACACCUAUGCUAAAGCAGUUGCGGAAAGCCUCGUAAGUCGAGAACAUGGUGACGUUCCUACAAUAAUCAUCAGACCGUCUAUUGUAUCAGCAAGCUUAUAUGAACCAAUGCCAGGAUGGCUGGAUAACUGGUUCGGUGCAACGGCCCUCAUUGCUACCGUAGCAAAAGGUCUUAAUCGUAUUCUUCUUAGUAGAAGAACUAACGUUUUAGACCUUAUUCCUGUUGACUAUGUAUCCAAUCUCACUGUUGUGGCAGCCGCCAAAUGCAAAAGAUCAGAAGAAGUAACUGUCUACAACAGUUGUACCAGUGAUGCAAAUCCAUUAAAAAUCGGUGAACUUUCGAGGCUUGUUUUUAAAGACAGUGUGGAACAUAAUUUCCAUGAAAUAAUUUUCCCAACAUUGUUAUUUACACAGUCGAAAUGGUUGUUAAACAUUGUAAUAUUAAUCAUGGAAAUGAUACCAGCUUUCAUUGCGGAUUGCUGGCUACGUUUAUCGGGAAAGCAACCCAGGUUCAUGAAGAUGCAGGCAAGAAUAACACGUAUACGUAGUGUUCUACAGUACUUUACUUCCCAUUCCUGGCAAAUGAAGUGUCAUCGCACUCGGGAUCUCUUUGCUUCACUGUCAGUUUCAGAUCGCAUCGAGUUUCCUUUUGAUCCAACGCAUAUUAAAUGGAACGAGUAUAUACCAAUAUAUUGUAAGGGUAUCCGAAAAUUCUUACUCAAAAUUAGAUCAUCAUAA